AGAAGUUCUCAUCCGCAGCUGCGAUCUAACCUUGGGAAAACUAACAUUGCGCAAAAAAGUGUUUUUAUUAUUGUAGCUUUACUGCUAGUGGCAAGGUUAUCCAUUUUUGUUUUCCCUUUCCGUCCGUGUUCAACAUUUGUACAACGAUGCAGUGACGUGUUAUAGUCGCAAACAGUCCACCUUCCGAUCGAGUCUCUUCCUGGCUGCAGUUGCCCAACGUAAACGUACUGUAAUCAAACAGAAAAUCAUAACUUCUAAUAGCGAUCAGAAAUGCUUGUUUCAUCGCACCAUCUUGAUGGUGACUGGAACAAUGGAGGCACAGGCCCAGCAGUGUUAGUUCGCAACGCAAUUAAAAGCUACGGAACUGGGGAAAAACGUAGUUCCGUACUCGCUGGAUUCGACAUGAACGUUCAAAGAGGAACCAUAUACGGAUUGUUGGGGUCCAGCGGCUGCGGUAAGACGACCCUGUUGAGCUGUCUGGUUGGCCGUCGCAGUUUGAAUAGUGGGGAAGUGCUCGUCUUUGGCAACAAACCAGGCACUCCGGAGAGCGGAAUCCCUGGCCCACGGGUCGGUUACAUGCCCCAAGAACUGGCACUGUACGGCGAUUUCACCAUCAAGGAGACACUGCAGUAUUUUGGCCGCAUUUACAGCCUGCCAAAGGCUUUUGUUAAAGAACAGUUAGCGUUUCUUUCCAAGCUGCUUGAUCUCCCGCCGAGCGAUCGUUACGUCAAGACGCUCAGUGGCGGUCAAAAGCGACGAGUCUCAUUCGCAGUCGCUUUGUUUCACGAGCCGGAAUUGCUCAUCCUGGACGAGCCAACUGUUGGAGUCGAUCCUCUACUCAGACGCAGCAUUUGGGAUCAUCUCAUCCGCCAGAGUGUCGAUCACGGAAAGACAGUCAUUGUAACCACUCAUUACAUCGAAGAAGCGCGACAGGCUAACACGAUUGGAAUGAUGCGUUCUGGUCGUUUGCUUGCCGAACAAUCGCCAGAGAUGCUGUUGAGCCAUUACAGGCUUUCAUCGUUGGAAGAUGUGUUCUUAAAACUUUGCAUGGAAGGCAGUGGUAAUCAUCCAGCAGAUCAAUUUAACGAGCCAGUGUCGAUUAUCACACCUUCCGACGAAAUCAAUCACGCUGUCGGUCUGCGCCAACGUUCCGUGGAAGGUCACGACAACCCGUCCUUCGAUCGUAACAAUCGAAUUGAUGUCUCUCAAGGAAACAUUGACCAACAGAGACACGAUAAUUGCCCACAACUUCCCGUCAUCCACACCGAUCAUUCUGAUGCAGCAGAUGGCGUGAAUAGUGCGGCCAACUGCAACGAUUGGUGCCAAUCUACCGGAAAUGCAAAUAGGGUGAAGCAAAGAAAGUGCCGAAAUCAAACGGCGUCAAUGUCUUCUUUGCAUCGCAUUGACGCCCUCAUUCGCAAAAAUUAUUUGAUAUCAUUGCGAAAUAUUGGGAUAUUUUUAUUCAUCUACUUGUUGCCCGCCUUCCAAGCCACCAUUUUUAAUGUGACUCUUGGACACGAACCGAAGGAUCUCAAAAUGGCCAUCGUUAAUGACGAAGUGAAUUCUAGGCAAGGCCAGAUCUGCAAUUAUACGACAGACUGUUCGUAUUCGAUGCUGAGCUGUCGCUAUCUUCGAUACGUCAACAAGAAUAUCAUUCAGGUUCCUUUUGAAAAUAUUUCGGAUGCUAUGGAAGCGGGGAAAAACGGGCGCGUGUGGGGUGUGGUCCAUUUCGGACAUAAUUUCACGGAAGAAUUUGAACUUCGGCAAACCGAAGGCGAUUCCGCAACUGUUGAAAAUAUAAUGCGCAGUCGCAUCAGCGUCAACAUGGAUUCUUCAAACCAACAGAUCGACGUAUUUAUUGAAAAAUGGCUGAUGGAAGCCUUCCGGGAUUUCUUGACAAAUUUUAUGACGUCUUGCCAGUACGAGCCAGAGGCGGGCUACAUUCCUAUCGUGUUCUUAGAUCCGGUUUACGGCAAAAAAGAUACUUCGUUCACCGAAUUCAUGGCUCCCGGUCUUAUUAUCUCGAUCGUUUAUUUUAUGGCUGUUUCGUUAACCGCUGGAGUCUUCGUUGCCGAAAGGAAACAAGGCCUUCUCGAUCGGAGUUUAGUGGCUGGUGUAACGAUGAUCGAAAUUCUGGCCGGUCAUUUAUUCAACAUGUUCACCAUAAUCAUGGGUCAAACUGCCCUCGUUUUCGUGUGCAUGUUGGUCAUCUUCAACAUCCCAUGUCAAGGCAAUUUAGCGUUAGCAGUGUUCAUUACUUGUCUCCAAGGUUUUGUUGGCAUGUGUUUCGGUUUACUUAUAACGACUGCAUGCGAUGACGAAGCAACGGCUCUGAAUCUUUCGCAGGCCAGUUUCAUUCCGUUGUUGGUGAUGGGUGGAAUUUGCUGGCCGAUUGAAGGUAUGCCCUACUAUCUCCGGUACAUUGCCUAUUCCAUGCCGGUGACGUACGCUAUUGAAUCGUUGAGAUCCAUUUUCUCACGAGGAUGGGGCAUCGAAGAAGUUGACGUUUACGCAGGAAUUCUGAUCAGCAUCGCGUGGAUUUUCGUAUUGUUGAUUUUGAGCUUGAUCGUGGUCCGCACACGAAAGUAUUCCAAUUGAAAACUGUGCGCUUCUCUUCAGGAAAUGUGUUUAUGUAUCUAUUCAGAUUGAAAUUUUCAGCUUCUUAUUAUCGUUUUAAACGUCUUUUCGGGGAUGGUGAUUAGGUCUAGUCUCAUCUUAUGGCGGAUGUAUUCUUAUAUACGCAGGGCGUGUUAUAAUUUCGAAUUUUUGAUUGUUAGCUGGAGCACAGCCAAUCGUAUUUUAUGGUGCUAAUACAUGCAAUAAAUGUUC
Daphnia magna is the source of this 2829-nucleotide messenger RNA. RefSeq names its product ABC transporter G family member 20. The record is from RefSeq and is a predicted model, not a curated record. NCBI's taxonomy places the organism in Eukaryota, Metazoa, Arthropoda, Branchiopoda, Diplostraca, Daphniidae. Gene Ontology annotation, cellular component: membrane. Gene Ontology annotation, molecular function: ABC-type transporter activity; ATP hydrolysis activity; ATP binding.